Messenger RNA from Daldinia caldariorum, 3280 nucleotides. RefSeq names its product Spc98 family-domain-containing protein. Gene Ontology annotation, biological process: meiotic cell cycle; microtubule nucleation; cytoplasmic microtubule organization. NCBI's taxonomy places the organism in Eukaryota, Fungi, Ascomycota, Sordariomycetes, Xylariales, Hypoxylaceae. Bases 133 to 2886 code for a protein of 917 amino acids. Gene Ontology annotation, molecular function: gamma-tubulin binding; microtubule minus-end binding. The transcript is spliced from 3 exons. Gene Ontology annotation, cellular component: centrosome; spindle pole; mitotic spindle pole body. The record is from RefSeq and is a predicted model, not a curated record.
GCCUUAAACCUCUCCCACCUAAAAAGCUACCCUGGACCUGGUUAUCCAAAGAAAUACAACAUAGCAUCCGGACCCGGAACCACUGAUGAUAUUGCCAGCAAAAGGCGUUCCCAAUGUCGCCUUAUAGCGACAAUGUCUUCGAGAGUCUCCAACUACUCAGAGAGGCGCACAAAUGGCACCAGCGAUAAUGAUACCAACCCCCGACCCCGCGCAAGUGCUCAUACUUCAAGAGCUUCUCAAUCUCAACACGAUCAACGGUCAACUCGCUCCCCCCAGAGUGCCAAUAUCAAUCCAGCUCAUAAACGCAGCGCAUCAGGAAACCCUCGCCCGGCUAGUAGGACUGCAGAAGAACGAAGGACCGAGCGCACGACAGUGACUACGAAAGAAAAACUCAUCUCGAGGACAAGGAGCCCCGAUAGACGGUCUAGGGAUGCGCCUCCGCCAGAAAAAAGGAAGUCGAAAGAAGCGCCUAAGCCUCGUCACUCUGACACGAAAUCGAGAGAUUCAAGGACUGAUGUGCCGCCUACAUCAUGGGAACCCGUAGCUAAUCUUACGCCGCACACCUCUGCGCCCCUUGCGAUACGUGUAUCCAUACCCCCUUCCGCUUCAGAAGCGCCGGUCUCGCUGCAACCACAGCCUCUGCACGAGUUAUCCUUAGAAGCCCAGGAGGCCGCCAUAAUCGAGGAUUUAUUAUUUGUUUUUAUGGGUUAUGAGGGACAGUAUAUUCGCUAUGCUUAUUCCUACGACCCCAACGAGGAGAGGGACCGACUGGCAGGACCUGAAUUCAAGAUCCUUCCCGGCCUCGAUCCUAGUCUGCAAGACCUCACUCUAUCGAUGCUCAAGAUGGCUACUUACUACUCGGCCCUUGAAACCUUUGUUGACGUACAGAGUAGGGAAGAGUUCGGAGCGGUUAACCAUGCCCUAUGUGCCGCGAUCAGGAAAUCCUUACACGACUAUCUGAUAAUGGUCGCCCAGCUGGAAACGCAGUUCUUGACCAACGAGACCUUCACCUUGCAUCUCCUUAACGUUCAUAUACUUCCCACCAGUCAGAUGAUGUUCCAGCUUUAUUCAUUAGCUCACGAAUUUCUCAAGAGGAACGCGCUUUUGGAUGACGAGAGCUCGGAGGAUUCAGAUCCUGACGACAUUGAAAAUAUUCUAGAAAAUCUAAAGCGGGGUGGUGAUCUUGUACCUGGAAACAUGACCGGAAAGAAAGUCUGCAAGGGAGGCGUGGUUAUAGGUCUGAUCACUAAGAGAUUGGAAACCAUGUCUGGGGACCCUGCUGCUAGAUCGUUAUUGACGUCCUUGUUACGUGAUGCUAGCCGACCAUACAUGGCGAUGCUGAACGAGUGGUUGCACCAUGGCGAGAUCAAAGAUCCGCAUUCCGAAUUUCUUAUCAAGGAGCAAAAAAGUAUUAGGCGCGACAGGCUGGAACAAGACUACACUGACGACUACUGGGAAAGGCGAUAUACCGUUCGAGAGCACGACAUACCUCCACAGUUGGUAGCUGUCAAGGAAAAGGUCCUGUUGGCAGGGAAGUAUCUCAACGUCGUGCGGGAAUGUGGUGGAGUUGACGUUAGUAAAGUCGCCCAAGACGUUCCUAAGUCCUUCGAUGACCCGCACUUCCUCGACAACGUCAAUAAUGCAUAUGCUCACGCGAAUGAAUCGCUCAUGAAGUUGCUCCUAACUACUCAUGCCCUUCCCGCCAGGCUGCAGUCGCUGAAGCAUUACUUUUUCCUGGACCCAUCCGAUUAUUUUACCUAUUUUAUGGAACUCAGCGCAUCCGAAUUGCGAAAGCCGGUAAAGUCUGUCAAUAUUAUCAAGCUACAAUCCCUACUUGAUCUUGUCCUACGGCAGCCAGGAAGUAUUGUGUCGAUGGAUCCAUUUAAAGAAGAUGUACAUGUCGAGAUGAACGAGGUCGGCCUUAUAAAGAUGUUACAACGCGUCGUAAAUAUCACAGGUAUUGAACAAGGAGAGGCACUACAGCCUUCAAGCAGCCAACCUAUCGAAAACGAUAAGAAUGCUGUCGGCUUCACAUCGCUACAGCUCGACUACACGGUACCGUUUCCCGUGUCGUUGGUCAUUAGCCGGAAGACAGUCUGGCGUUACCAAGCGCUAUUCCGUUAUCUUUUGUCGCUAAGAUACCUGGAGUCACAGUUGGCUACUACAUGGCAAACGCACAAUACAGGGGUUGUUUGGUGCCACAAGUCGUCCAUAAGACGGAUCGAGAUCUGGAAGAGGCGAGUGUGGACUUUGAGGGCGCGAAUGGUGGUUUUUGUCCAACAGUUGCUCUACUUUUGCACUCUGGAGGUCAUUGAGCCCAAUUGGCAGUCUCUGAUGUCGAGACUCAAAGCUAAGGAUGGGAGUAUAGAUGGGUCGGGCAAGCCGGACCGGACUGUGGAUGAAUUAAUGCAGGACCAUGUGGAUUUCUUGGACACUUGCCUGAAAGGUUGCAUGCUAACCAACGGCAAGCUAAUUCGAAUCCAUUCGAAACUAAUGCAGACCUGCACCGUAUUCGCCGCUCAUAUGAAUUGGCUGUCGCGCGAGCUUGAAAAGUCAGACCCAGAUUUGAUCGGCCCUAUAAAACCGCCAAAUAUGACCGACAAGGAGUGGAAACGAUUCCAGGCUAUAAAGUCCCAGAAGUCGCAUGGCGAUAGCGGGUCGACCAGCCAGCUCCAAGAUGAAGAGACUCGGGUGAACAACCUAUUUGAGAUUAUCAGAAACUGGGAGAAAAACUUCAGCCGGCACCUGCAAAUCCUCCUAGAUGCUCUAAACCAUUACGCAGCCACCGAGACCGUGGUUCUAUUGAGCUUGUGUGCGAGACUAGCAACAGCUAACCAAGGAACCGACUUCUCAGGUCCACGUAACGAGGAGGACGUCGCUGCGUAAGGUGUCUCGUGUGUCUUGUGUCAUUUUAUGGAGCUUCUUCUGACACGAUGCAUCAGCCCGGGGCCCAGGAUAUAUUUCACGGAUUGAAAACUUAUGACAGGCGUUUAGGCGACGAGAAAAUAGUUGGCGUAAGGCAUAGCUGUGGGCUACGCAGUGUGAGAGAUAAAGAUACCUUGGAAUUAUGAAUUAAUCGGUACUCCAAAUAUACAUGAACACCCCCCCUAUCCCUUCUUUGGCUAGGACUUAGGAACUAGCUCUUUGGCCAAGUAUAGGGAAAAUGACUUUUUAUGAAGCUUCCCUUACUAUCCCUACCUACCUAUUUAUUCAUGCGCGUUUACUAUCAUAAUAUACUAUCAUAAUAUUUGUUAACGUGCUGUUGCCAUGCGAGAUCCUA